Temnothorax curvispinosus is the source of this 3952-nucleotide messenger RNA. RefSeq lists its product as uncharacterized. Lineage: Eukaryota; Metazoa; Arthropoda; Insecta; Hymenoptera; Formicidae. The record is from RefSeq and is a predicted model, not a curated record. Bases 396 to 1085 code for a protein of 229 amino acids. The transcript has 6 exons.
CUCCGUCGCUGCCGUGAGUUCAGUCCGUUCAGUGGUGCACGAUCGGUCGCGUGAUACGCAUGUCGAGAGGCACGCGGAUCGCGGGUGAAAGAGAGCCGAGAGAGCAAAACUAAAAGAGCACCGAGAGUCGCAGACGCGCGCGCGCGCGCAUACGUACAUUGCACGCACACGGCACUGCAUAUUGCCUCUGCUCUACUCUGCUACGCUCUGCUCUACUCGCGAUCAGUUACUUUCCAUCUACCAUUUUUCGCUCGCGCGCUAUCCCGUACGCGCGCGUGUUUCUCGACUGAAGUUCGCCGAAGGACGGACCUUCAUCUCUCAUCGUUCGGCGACCAACUUCUCGCCGUACGGCGCGCGGCACGCAGCGAGAUUCGACAACGUGAGCGGCCCGUAACAUGAAAACACUUAUGGAGAAUCAGCUGUCCUGGCUCGCGCUGUUCAUGACCGCCUUGUAUUCCCUGCUCGCUAGCUGCCGAGGUGAAGAGUGCGGACACGACGAGCUGGCGAGGUGCGCUAGGCCCCUCGAGAGAAUCAGCAACAGCGACCUGAGUUUCGUCACGAAAAAGGAGGAUAUCGACAAACUAUGCCCAGAUCUCGAGGCAGGUAUGAAAUGCAUCAAAAGGUAUACGAUUCAUUGCAUGCAGGAGAAGCAGCGGGAGCACUUCAACUCUCUCUACACCGGUACCAACAUGGCUAUCAUGGAGCUUUGCCAAGACGGCCCGUACCAGGACGAAUUCUUGAAGCACGCGCCGUGCAUGCAAAAAUCCAGAGCCGAAUACGAGUUGUGUUACAAAUCGUAUCAGAAGACUCAAUCGCUAAUGGCCAACCGCUCAAUGGGACAGCAAGACAUCAAGUCCCUUUGCUGCGCCUUCCAGGAGUACUUGGAAUGCUCUCAUCAUACGGUGCGCCGUCAGUGUGGCGAUGAUACAGCGCGAUUCACGAAGGACUUUCUCGACAGAAUGUCAAACUCGCUGAUAAGCGCGCACUGUAACACCGAAUGUAACGUGUUCAGCGGUACUUCAACGCUAAAUCUCUCUGCCAUUAUGCCAAUGACGCUUAUUCUCCUUAUGAGGUACUUUACGUAAUUGGUCUCGUUGUCAGUCAAGAUUAUUUUUUAUCUUCGAAAGAUAGAGAACGGGGAAACGAGAGAGGGAGGGAUAUACAGAGAAAAGGAAUCGGAGGAAGAAGAACGGAGAGAUGAGGAGGAGGGCACUCCUAGAACACGGAGAACAGGAGGCAGCCCAUUGGGCUUUUAUCGUGCUUUGCUUCAGAGAGAAUAUAUUCCUUAUUUUCGAAGAGUUCUCGGAGAAAGGCUGAAGAAGAGGCCGAAGCGAUCAAAGGAGAAGAAAGGAGAGCGUCGAGGCAAAAGAGGAUAUCGAGAGGGAGAAAAAAGAGAGAGAGACACAGGGGAGGAGAAGCAGCGUUUCUUUUUCCGAAAAGAAUAUAUUUUUCAUUUGCAAGAUGAUGCGAGAGAUCGCAAUAAUCACGAUUACGGAAGCAAGCAACAACGAGAGAUUGGUAUUAAGAACUAAGGGGGGAGGGGGGCGAUGGAGGAAAGGAGGAUACUUGAGAAAUAUGUUAUGAAAAAGCGGAAGGAAGAAGAAGCGGGAUCGCAGAAGGGGAUUUCCAGGACGACUCUCUUCCACACACGUCACGGAGAUAUCGCGAAUCAAACGAUAAAGCUGACGCGAUAUACCGGAGAAUCCUUUCAAUCGAUCGUUCAAUGCGAUCCGCUAGUCCGUAUCGAUACCGCUACGCAAGACUGAUUCGAUUUUUGUGCGGUUUUGUUGCGAGAUAAGAAUGAAAUAAAAAUACUCCUUAUUAACCGGCGAGAGAUCCUUCGCAGGCUGUCCUUUGGAAUGGCCGCGCGCGUAUGCUGUUCUGGCGAGUACGCGAAGUAGGAUCUGAUCUUCGGGAAUACGUGGCGUUUAAAUGAAGUCGGCGAAAAAGACGACAAAGGUAAGACAUUUAUAGCGAGAGGGAGGAAGGCAAACGCGUCUUCCCGGCACGUUUUCGCCUCGAUUUUGAAAAAGGGCGCUCGUGCGGAACGAACGAACGAACUAUCGUCGCCCUGAAAUCAAUUUCACCGAAUAAUCGCGAUCUACCGAUUCGCGAUAGAAAGAAGGAAGCUCGGCGAGCAAUGUCUUCGUAGAGUAGAGAAUUUCUGCUCGAUCAGAGAACAGCGGCGGUGCGUUCCUUCACGCGCGCGCGCGCGAGAGUAGCGAGCGUGUUUCGUUAGAAAAUGCGAUUGCCGCGUCUUUUCGACAAGCACGUGUCCCUUUGCUGAAAGUUAAAAAGACAUCGAAAUUGACACGUUAUCACGACUCAUCCGAAAUGGAAAGUUUUCGAGAGAGGAUCGGUGUAACUGUAACUCGCCCUCGGAAUAUACAGCGAGCCGUAACGAAGCUUCGAAGCUAGGUAUGUCAAACUAAUUUUCCCUCCACGGAUUAUACGAGCACUGCCGCGCUAUAUGUCAGAGGCCACGUACUUUCAAUAUUUGCGAAAUGAGCGAGAUCCGAAAGUUUGAAGAGUACUUUUUAAUUCCGUCGUCAUAAUGUGGCUUUUAAAAAAGUUUUAAAAUUCUUUCUCAUCAGAAUGCAUAGAGAAUCACGGGGGAAUUUUGCGCAAUUGAAAAUAACCGAGAGAUAAUUAGACGACCGGAGAUAGCAGAAAGAAUCGUCCAUCGAUAAAAAUCUUCGUUUAAUAUCCGUAAAUGAUACUCGUGCGCGUAAAUAUUUGCGAGAUGCUGUUCAUACAAAUGAAACAAAUAUAGAACUCGAGGUGUGUUUGUGAGGCCACGUGUUGUGGGCCAUUUGCGGUGCAUUUGGCACGUUUUGCUCGAGGCACGACCGGUUUGUACAAAUGUCACGCGAAAUCCUAGCUAGAACCGGAUACGGAUGGGUCUAUAUUUUUCUGAGAUCUGAUGUAGUGUUGUACGUGUUACCUAAUAAGGACACACGCGCACGAUCGCGAUUGUACUCGCUGCACAAAUGAUAGUAUUAGCACUUGCAUUGUCGUGUCUUAAUUAUUAAGUAGAUGGAAAGAAUGACUGUGAGAGUGCCGGUGUGAGAAAGUAUGUGUGGCCAUAUUUUCACGUCGAGUCGAUUUUCGUCACUGAGGUAUCACGCCGUCAUUGAAUUUGCAUGUUGCAUUAUGGCGUUUAGAUAAAUUUUAUUGAAAUAAAGUUUAUUUGUCUAUACAAUGUUAGAAAUACUUUGAGGGGAGGUUUAUGCUCUUUCAAAUGUUUCAAACAUUUCAAAAAUCACCGAACCGGCUGGCGAAAUGUAGCGCUCUUAGUAGGUUUUAGUUUUUACCAAAGAAAAAUUCAUUUUUUGUAACGAGAAGAUAAUUCGAUUAACUGAAAACUUUUAUGGCAUGUUUGUUACAUUAUUGUCCAUGUCGUAAAUUAAUUAAUUGUAACCAAUUGUUUGGUUUAUGAGUUAUAAAAUCCAUAUGAGAAAGUCACGGCAUUUAAUCAAAUGUGUCCCAUUCACGCAAUUAUCGAUAUUUCUCUAUUAUCCUGCGCGCCGUGCCAUUCGGAAUAUAAUGCAGAUUAAUAAUCUAGAAAUUAAAUUCCCUUCAACAGGGAGCACGUUUAUCGAUAGCCUUACCCAUAUAUGUGUGUAUAAUGCGUACUCGAUGUCGACAUCAUUUGUAAUUUAUCAUUUCCUAGAGAAUUCCGCGCUUUUAACGGCGCAAUGUUAAAACAAACGGUGAAUUUUCCGUGAAAGAGAAUACGUUUUUCUUUUUUUUUUAUAGAUUUUCCGAAAGUCGUGUAGCUUCCCCGUUUAAUCGGGGGGGGGGGGAGAUCGUGGUAUGCGUGGAACACAGAGAUAUUUAUUUGUAAUAUAUAGCUGAUUAAGAAAGCAUUGUAAAUAUCAUCGAGCUGUCGAGCUUAAGAAAAAUGUAAGAUAACUUAAAUACAUUCACAAUAAAAUUCAUUAUAUUUUUA